Molecule: messenger RNA, 550 nt
Organism: Amorphotheca resinae ATCC 22711
Lineage: Eukaryota; Fungi; Ascomycota; Leotiomycetes; Helotiales; Amorphothecaceae
Exons: 1
Coding region: 92-322 (76 amino acids)
Source: RefSeq, a predicted model, not a curated record
AGGAUUCGCUACCUAUACAAUUUGUGUUGGGUUUGGCCGCCAAGUCCUCAGCUGCGCCCGGUCGAUCCCUUGUGCAGUGCCCUUGAUCCUCAUGGUCUUUCCGGUCUACACCUUUGAGCUUGUCAACUUCCCGUGGGUUACUUUUGGGAGUGCGUUGGCGUGGGGAGAGUUGGUGGGCUGGGUUUGGCUGAGAAUGGUACCGAUACCAUUCAGUACCCAAUUCGCGGCGUCCAACGUAGGAAGCGCGACACUUCUCCUAAUAAUGGCUUACACGACAUGGAGGACGCUGCAUGAGGUUAUCUUCAAGCAUCGUCAUUAUUGAGCCGCGAUGUGAAGGAUGUGGUUCAGAGAUGCUGCAACGCAGGGACGGGCGUCUCAUGCUGAUAUUGCUUAGCCUGGAUUUUCAGUCGGAGGGCAUAGAUGCAGCUAAAGUUUCAUUCCAUGGAGGAAGUAUUGGUAUUUGAUCGUGGCUCGGAUGGCUUUUAGCCUGAAAACAUCUGGAGGUUGCUGAUAUGGUUAUAAACGAGUAGCUGAUGGUUGGACGAGCUAC